Etheostoma cragini (Arkansas darter) is the source of this 3217-nucleotide messenger RNA. RefSeq names its product homeobox C4a (gene hoxc4a). The coding region runs from base 1830 to 2624 and encodes 264 amino acids. Lineage: Eukaryota; Metazoa; Chordata; Actinopteri; Perciformes; Percidae. The record is from RefSeq and is a predicted model, not a curated record. The transcript has 2 exons. Gene Ontology annotation, cellular component: nucleus. Gene Ontology annotation, molecular function: RNA polymerase II cis-regulatory region sequence-specific DNA binding; DNA-binding transcription factor activity, RNA polymerase II-specific. Gene Ontology annotation, biological process: anterior/posterior pattern specification; regulation of transcription by RNA polymerase II; embryonic skeletal system morphogenesis.
GCUAAAUUUAUUUCUGUAGACCUACAUUGCAGUCUUCACAUUCUUCCUGUCAGAAUUUUCUUUCACAAAUAUGGGUUGUAGCUGGUCUACACACAGAUUCAGCUGAUUUACAAUGUGGUCACAUAUUUUGUAUUUAAGGCCAUAACUGAGGUCACAAUAUUUCUUGCAAGUAAAGGAUGAUGACUUUUCAAUGUUGAUAGAAAGAAUUCAGUUAAGAGCAGCCUUUGUGUCAGAAAAAUCCUUAGUGCUAAAGAAUCUGAACACUGGUGACUUCAGUUGUAUUUGGUCUUCAGGACUGCCCUGCAUGUGGGAGGCUCUUCAGUUUGAUGUGAGGGAGUACAAAUGCUCCAAAAUGCUCUUACUUUCCAGGCAGCAAUGACCAGAUUUAACUUCUCAUUGACAAUAUGACUCCUCUGCAGUGAAGUCCGCAGAUCCUAAUGUCCUGAGAUUAUCUGGUCUGUGACACCUUAACAGUAUUGGUCCUAAUGGUUGUGUUCCACUGCUGGCUAGUCUGUUGCAUCACGGUGGUGCUGCUCUGCACACCUGACAGGCUUGUGGUGACUGGUCUGUGAUUUCACAGUAUUGAGUUAGUUUGGUCUGUUGGCUGCUCCACUGUUGUCUAGUCUUAAUUGAAUGUCUAGUAUGACUUUGCUCUACUUGUAGUUACUGUUUUGUUGGUGUGAUCACAAUGUUUAUAUUGAUAUUUGAAUGUAAAUAUCAAAGGCUUUUAAUACUUUUAUCUUUCAGAAUAAGAGGUUAUUAUUAAAAGUUAACGGCAUUUGUUACACUUUGCCUUCUACUUUUUAUUUGCUGCUUUUACUGUUUUAUACCGUAGGCGGGGACCGCCAAGGCUUUUCUUUAUUCUAAUCAUCUUAUUUGCUUUGUUGUAAUGUAAACUACACCUUUGGUUCCAUCAGAUUGCAGAAUCUGAUAGUAUGCCUGACAGCUUCAAUCAGGCCCAUUUUUAUAAGUUAUCCUUACCCAUUUCCAAUUAAAAGUUGAAGGCUGAGCCUUUUAAUGAAUAGCCUGGGGAAGAAAAUGUAUAUCAAUUCAAAAUAGACAAAUCUCUCAUCAUUGAAUGAAAGCUUUUGUUCAAGCAGCCUGUCCAGCUUUAUUCAACAUUAUAAAUGAUCAGGCCUACUUUCAAAAACAAGCCACACCUCCAGUGCAUCUCACCACUCCAGUCCUCUCUGACAUUUAGAUUCACAACAAACCUAUUAUAAAAUUGUGCUAAAAGCAAUAUCAUCUUACAAAACUGAUGCAGCUCUAAUUCUUAAGUGUGUUAAUGGAAUCUGUUUCACAGCUGAAGUGCUGAUGGUAAAGACUGUACCUUCAUUAAUUAGCAGCAAAUAGCCUCCACGCUUUAUAUAAAGGUUAACAAAAUGAUUGGUUUGCUAUUGUUGUACCCUAUCCUUGGUAAAUCACCUAUUGUCCCUUUGAAUAAUUGAGACCAGUGGAUUUUGCCUGUUUUAAUUUUUCCUUGGUCAGCAACUAGCUACUAGUUUUGUCCCCGAGAUCAAUUGCCUUGGUAACACAACCAGAGAGAAGGGGGGGGGGAGAGAGAGAGAGAGAGAGAGAGAGACAGAGAGAGAGAGAGAGAGAGAGAGAAAGAGAGAGUGAGAGAGAGAGAGAGAGAUUUGUGCCCACAAUGGCGACUGUAGGUAUGCUAAAUACCUCUGGUUCCUUAUCCGGGAACUACCUCUUACUCUGCUAUUGGGCCAUUGGGUCACGUGGUAAAAGUAACUUUACAGGGCUGCUCGCAAGUAGGAGGGCUUUAUGGAGCAGAAAAACGACAAAGCUAGAAAAAUUAUUUUCCACUCCAGAAAUUAAUGAUCAUGAGCUCGUAUUUGAUGGAGUCUAACUACAUUGAUCCGAAAUUUCCUCCAUGCGAGGAAUAUUCGCAGAAUAACUACAUCCCUGAGCAUAGUCCCGAAUAUUACAGCCGCGCAAGGGAGACUGGCUUCCAGCAUCACCAUCAGGAGUUAUAUCCUCCGCGGGCAAGCUACCAAGAGCGCCAGUAUAACUGUGCAAGCAUCCCUGAACCUGUCACGCCAAGGGGACAUGGAGUACCCCAUUCUGCGCACCUGCUGACAGGUAAAGGGCAACCUGCUUCAUGUGAUACCCCACAGUUGUCCAUGUCCCCCGCCACCCCACCGGCCGCAACCUCCGCCUGCAACCAAGCUACCCCGGAACAUCCUAACAGCACAGCCUCCUCCAAGCAGCCUGUGGUGUACCCAUGGAUGAAGAAAAUUCACGUCAGCACUGUGAACUCGGGUUACAAUGGGACGGAGCCCAAGCGGUCUAGGACAGCAUACACCCGGCAGCAAGUCUUAGAAUUGGAGAAGGAAUUCCACUAUAACCGAUAUUUAACUCGGAGAAGACGCAUCGAGAUCGCACACACCCUGGUUCUCUCCGAGCGACAGAUUAAAAUCUGGUUUCAAAACCGCAGGAUGAAAUGGAAAAAGGAUCACAGGCUCCCGAACACCAAAGUGAGAUCCUCUUCCUCCUCCGGGUCCAACACAAGCUCAGCAGCCGGCGCUGUUGCCGCUGCCUCGGCCAGUAACACUGGGGCCCCCGACGAACUCACCGGAACACAGCAUGGCGAGGAUAUUACCAGGUUAUAAAACCACGAUCGGGGCUGGAAAAAGAACUGGUUAUUUAUAGAACAAUUAUAUAUUUUGUUUUCGUAGCUAUCUUGUGCGGUUUCCUUUAAGUCCAAAGUUAUAUAAAAUGCAUGUUAUAUAGCAUGGAUUACUGCGAAUACCGAUGAGUUAUUUUUACGUGACACAGGGUUUAAUUUAUUUGAAGCUCAAUUUAAAUGAUGUUUUUUAUUAAUAUGAAGGAAAAAAAUGAGAAAAAAUAUACAUUUUAUCAAAAUGUUAUUGUGGGCCCUUCUUUUGCCCUGCUGCCCAAGGUGAAAUGCACAAUCUAUUUAUUUCAAACAACACUGGAAGGAAAUCAAUAUAAUAAUAGUUAUUUUUGGUAUAAAAAAAAGCUGGAACACACCAUUGAUCUUGAACUUGUUUGUUUUGGAUAAUGUGUGAAUUACCUCGUGUAUUUCUGAAACAGGAUUUUGAUUUACAAUUUAGUUUUGUGGUGUUGAUGUUGUGUUUAGACCGUUAAAAAGCAGAUUAUUGUGAAAUGCAAUAAACGGAGUGUAGUGUACUUGUGCUAAUCAUAUUGGUCAAUAAAACAGUGAGUGUCUACUAGUUUUAUA